Molecule: messenger RNA, 1532 nt
Organism: Vitrella brassicaformis
Lineage: Eukaryota; Vitrellaceae
Source: the annotation of a GenBank genome assembly
GGGAGCUCCGAAUUACGUCUCAUCUGCAGCCACAGCAGGUCAGCAAGAGUGGAUGCUGCAUAGAUCUGCACAUCGAUCAAUUGCAAGUGGCUGCAGCUGGUGAUCGGGCCCGUCCGGUGAUGUCUGACUCGACGGCCUUCUUCCCCCGUCUGUGCGCCCGCAUCCGUGCCGUCGACUCCAUCCUCUGCAUCGGCCUCGACCCGCAUACUUCCCUGCUCAACAAGACCACCUCUGCCGACUCUUCCUCCCUCCCCACCGCAGCCGACGUCGAGGCCUUCUGUGACGGCCUUAUCGACGCCACCCUUGCCGUGGCCUGCUGCUACAAGCCCAACGUUGCUUUCUUCGAGGCUCUGGGCGGCCCCGGGCUGGAGCUGCUGGCCAAGCUGAUCGCCAAGAUACCAAAGGACAUCCCUGUGUUGCUCGACUGCAAGCGGGGCGACAUCGGCUCGACCGCUGCUGCCUAUGCGACGGCCUCUUACCAUCACCUGAAGGCCGAUGCCGUCACCCUCAGCCCGUACAUGGGCACCGACUCUAUCGUGCCGUUUAUAGAGGACGGCAGCAAGGCCGCCUUCGUCGUGUGCAAGAGCUCCAACCCUGGCUCCAACGACCUGCAGGCACUGGCGAUGAGUGACGGCAGGCCGCUCUACCUGCACGUGGCGAGGCUGUGUGAGCGGCUGGGUCGGACCCACGACAACAACGUGGGCCUGGUGGUGGGGGCGACUGACUGUGAAGCGUUGCGGAGGGUGCGGUCGGAGUGCCCUGAUGUGUGGAUACUGGCGCCGGGGAUUGGCGCACAAGGAGGCGACCUCAAGGAGGCCCUCACAGCCGGUACCUAAGGACAGCACCUACCAAUGCUUUCCUUCGUGUGUGUGCCAUUGAUACCGAGCCACCACUGUGUUUUGAUGGGUGUGUACUGUAUGUGUGUUGUGUGUGUCAGGACUUCGUCCGGACGGUCUGGGGAUGAUCAUGCCCGUGUCACGAGCCAUCUCACGAGCUGAGGUGGGGACCAAUCUCCCAACACGUGGCUGGCGCAUCUGUGUGCAUGGUAUGUGCAUGUGUAUGUGUGUGUCAGGACAUGCGCGGGGCAGCUGAAGAGUUGCGGCAGCAGAUGAAUGCAGUCAGAAGGGAAGUGGUCCAUGGUGGAAGAAUGGGCUGAUUGAUGAUGUUAGCUGAGCUGAGCUGAGCUGCGUCUCCUUUCGGUGUGCUGAGAUCGCUCUAGCAAGACAGAUUGAUCGAUGGUCUCGUGCAGGCCAGGGAGGGGUGUGGGUUUGUGUGUUGCUGUGUUACCUACCUUUCCGCCUGGACAAGCGAGUCCACGUUGUCAGUCAGUGACGCAGGAACGAGUAAUCGAUUGCUUGAUCGACAUAUGCAGGCAGAGUUGGUGCGCUGGCUGUGUGAGACUCGAUGUUCACCACACACACAGAGUGUCCAUUCUCACUCUCUGUGUGCAGUGACCCUCGAGCAUCUCACAGACACACAUGACACGGCUGACUGUGUGUUGACGAUGUGUCCAAGGCAAUGGCAAUGCGCUC